This is a messenger RNA of Oryza sativa Japonica Group (Japanese rice), 1832 nucleotides long. Its product is annotated as amino acid permease 3. Gene Ontology annotation, molecular function: amino acid transmembrane transporter activity. Gene Ontology annotation, cellular component: membrane. Gene Ontology annotation, biological process: amino acid transmembrane transport. Lineage: Eukaryota; Viridiplantae; Streptophyta; Magnoliopsida; Poales; Poaceae. The record is from RefSeq and is a predicted model, not a curated record.
UCCCGCCAUUUCCACAAACACUCGAGCUCACACUUCCUCAAAUCCUCCAACACCUCGAUCCAUUCGCAGUAGCUGCGAGGUGUCUGACAUGGCGUCGGGGCAGAAGGUGGUGAAGCCGAUGGAGGUGUCGGUGGAGGCCGGGAACGCCGGGGAGGCGGCGUGGCUGGACGACGACGGGCGGGCGCGGCGGACGGGCACGUUCUGGACGGCGAGCGCGCACAUCAUCACCGCCGUCAUCGGCUCCGGCGUGCUGUCGCUGGCGUGGGCGAUCGCGCAGCUGGGCUGGGUGGCCGGCCCCGCCGUGAUGCUCCUCUUCGCCUUCGUCAUCUACUACACCUCCACCCUCCUCGCCGAGUGCUACCGCACCGGCGACCCUGCCACCGGCAAGCGCAACUACACCUACAUGGACGCCGUGCGCGCCAACCUCGGCGGCGCCAAGGUCACCUUCUGCGGCGUCAUCCAGUACGCCAACCUCGUCGGCGUCGCCAUCGGCUACACCAUCGCGUCGUCCAUCAGCAUGCGCGCCAUCAGGAGGGCCGGCUGCUUCCACCACAACGGCCAUGGUGACCCGUGCCGCAGCUCCAGCAACCCUUACAUGAUCCUCUUCGGCGCCGUGCAGAUCGUCUUCUCGCAGAUCCCUGACUUCGACCAGAUUUGGUGGCUGUCCAUCGUCGCCGCCGUCAUGUCCUUCACCUACUCCGGCAUCGGCCUCUCCCUCGGCAUCGUCCAGACAAUCUCCAAUGGCGGGAUCCAGGGCAGCCUCACCGGAAUCAGCAUCGGCGUCGGCGUCAGCUCAACGCAGAAGGUGUGGCGCAGCCUGCAGGCAUUCGGCGACAUCGCCUUCGCAUACUCCUUCUCCAACAUCCUCAUCGAGAUCCAAGACACGAUCAAGGCGCCGCCGCCGUCGGAGGCGAAGGUGAUGAAGAGCGCGACGAGGCUGAGCGUGGCGACGACCACGGUGUUCUACAUGCUGUGCGGGUGCAUGGGCUACGCGGCGUUCGGCGACGCGGCGCCCGACAACCUCCUCACCGGCUUCGGGUUCUACGAGCCCUUCUGGCUGCUCGACGUCGCCAACGUCGCCAUCGUCGUGCACCUCGUCGGCGCCUACCAGGUGUUCGUCCAGCCAAUCUUCGCCUUCGUCGAGCGCUGGGCCUCCCGCCGGUGGCCGGACAGCGCGUUCAUCGCCAAGGAGCUCCGCGUGGGGCCCUUCGCGCUCAGCCUCUUCCGCCUGACGUGGCGCUCGGCGUUCGUCUGCCUCACCACCGUCGUCGCCAUGCUCCUCCCCUUCUUCGGCAACGUGGUGGGUCUCCUCGGCGCCGUCUCCUUCUGGCCGCUCACCGUCUACUUCCCCGUCGAGAUGUACAUCGCGCAGCGCGGCGUGCCACGUGGCAGCGCGAGGUGGGUCUCACUCAAGACGCUCAGCGCGUGCUGCCUCGUCGUCUCCAUCGCCGCCGCCGCGGGCUCCAUUGCUGACGUCAUCGACGCGCUCAAGGUGUACAGGCCGUUCAGCGGAUGAUUCUUCUGAUUCUCUCUUGCUGCUUUGAGCAGAGCAUCCACUGGUAAAAAGUGGACAGUAAUUUUCUUUUUUUACAGUCUAUGGACGUAGUACAGUAAAAAAGUGUGUACAACUGUACAAGGGAGCAGUAGAAUCCUUGCAGGGGUAAAAUACUGAGAUGUAACUACUGAGCAUUUUGUAGCGCUCAAACAGGUACAGAGGGGAAAAAAUUGAACCCAGAUUGUAUGGAGGUUGGCGUAAUAUAAUUGAGCCGCAGCCAAAAAAUGAAAUUCAGAAUUUACUGGUUACUGAAGCAAAAUAUUUGCGUUUUCGUUUA